AUGAAUAAAACAGUUGACAUUGAUAUUCAUAAACGGACUUUGUGGUUUCAAGAAAUAAGUCCUGCAACAACGCAAAAAUCAUUAGAAAGGUUUUUGUCAGAAUAUCGAAUUGAAAAAUGUACGGUACCACUAGAUAAUUAUGGUCAUAAUAAACAUUAUGGAUUUGUAUUAUUUGCCAAAGAAUCAAGCACUAUCGAUCUCAUGUCCAGAGGAAAACUCAUCAUUGAUGAUCAAGUAGUUUUUAUUCAUCGUUGUGUUCCUGACAUAAAAUCAUCGAAAUACAACCGUGACAUCAAAACAUUGAUCGUUACGAGCACUGAAAGUCAGUCAUUGCAAAAAUCUGACUUGGAAAAGUAUUUUAGUCGAUACGGCGACAUUGACUUUAUAAAUGAUAAUGGCAAUGCUGCUGUAAUUCACUUCAAACAUUAUGAUUUUGUGGAUCUUGCUUUGCUGGAUAGACCACACAUAAUAAACAGAGUUCCUGUUAGCAUUGAGAAAGGUGAUCGAGAUUUAUCUACUAGUGGUUUGAAUUCGAAUGAAAACUACCCGACAACAAAUAAUUUUACUACAGCUACCAAUAACUUGAAUAUGAAAUUUGCAACUGAUCUACAUAUAUCACCACCUUAUCCUCAAGAGGUGAAAUAUUGUAUUCACAUAAAGAAUUUGCCAAUGAGUAUUGAUGCUGAAACGUUAUCCAUCGCAUUGAAUUGGUCUAUCAAUGAUAUUGUCAUGAAACAAUCUAUUGAUGGUCAAUCUUCAUCAACUGAAUGUUGGUUAAAAGGUCUAGAUGAUCAAGAAAAAAUCAAUAAAUUUAUACUUAAUUCGAAACAACGAACGAUUCAUGAAUCAAUCAUUCAAUGGGAAAAAGAAGAAGAUAAAAUGGAUUUGUGUGAAUAUUUUCGUACCGGCCGAUGUGAAAGAUUUGAUGAUGAAUGUCAUUGGCUACAUGUGAAAUGUACGAAGAAUGAUACAUGCUCAACAGACUGUCCAUACGGUCAUGCAAAAGGAAUUAAAUCAGAACACUCAACUCUAAAUAAUGUUCGCACGACUUAUUAUAUUAUAAUCAGUGGUUUCGAAACAAAGUUAACACGAAAAGGUUUAGCUCAAUUAUUACAGGAACCAGAAAAAUAUUUUUAUAUCGAUGAAAAAGAGAAUCACGUUGAUUACAUUAGUAUUGCAAUAUCAUUCAAAAUUGCUAAAACAUUUAUGAAAAAGUGGCACGAUCAAUGCAUUGGUGGCCAUAAAUUGAAAUGUCAACUAGAAAUAGACCGCAAAUCAUCUACGCAUCGUACUCUGUCAACAUCAAGACAGUCAUAUAACGAUAACGAAAGCGACAACGAUUCCCGUUAUCAUUGGAGUUAUCGUUCAAGUAAUAAUUGUAGCAGACAAAGCAGUCGAUGCUCAAGCAUCUCGAGAGAUAGUGGCCAAGUUUUUAAUGAUAAGGAAACAUUACAGAAAGAUGAUACCAAGCGAACCAUAAUAGGCUCAACAGGAUUUGACGAACCAUCAUCGAAUGCAAAACAAAGUGUGUCGAGAAGUGUAUCAUCUGAUGAAUGGGAAAUUAUCCAACAAGUAUCAGGUAGUGGUAAAAAAGCAUCGUUGAUUCGUAGAAAAUCAGAUCGAAAAUUGACCGCCGUUAAAAAACUUUAUAAAAAUGAAUCUACAGGAGAUUGCUAUCGAGAAUUAACGGCACUCAAAAUGUUGAAAGGAGUACCAGGUGUUGUUCAAUUAAUUGAACCAGAAGAUGAAUCAAACAACUUUGAAAGAGACGCUGGUGGAGAAGUCGACUUGUGGAUUAUCUUGCAGCGGGCACCGACAAAUUCCUUAAAGAAAUUUAUGGAUCAAAAAAGAGGAAAAUAUGGCCACGAUAUUGAAGUAUCAAGUGCUAUAAAAUUUGUUCAAAACUUAAUAGGUAUUGUCAAACAAGUGCAUUCCCGUGGUAUACUACAUCAAAAUAUCGAGCCUGAAAAUAUCGUAAUUAAGUACGAAUUAAAAAAUCAACCUAUUGAUAAAGUCAAUUUGACAUUGCUGAAUUUUACUCAAGCUUAUAUAAAAUCGAAUGAAUUGACUCAUAUCAAUCAUGACGAAGGAAAUCAUUGGUAUCAGUCACCGCAAGCAUAUAUUCAAUCGUUCAAGAAUAGUGCCAUAAAUGAUGCAUCGGCUAUUGUUGCUAUUCUUCUCUGGUUAUUGACGGAUGAAAUUCCUCAACAUCAUGGAAAUAUACUCCCUCAUCAUCUACUUGAAAUACAUAGCAGAAUUGAUCGAAAAAUUUCAAAUGCUGUCGACUUUACAAAUCGCAACCAAUUGAAAACAUAUGUAAUUGAUACAUUCAAUCGUGCUUUUGGUUUCCCCAAUUAUGAACCGUGGACAAUCGAAGAGUUAGACUGUCGAAUCGAGUCAAUUUUGGAAUUAUUAAUAUCGAGCGAUUCAAAGCGAAACACAAUUGAAAAUAUUUUCCAGGAUUUACUUCAUUUGGCAACAUUACCUAAGCUCAUGUCAACAGCAAGCGAUCAUCCUCCUGCUAUUCAAAAAGCUGCCGAUGCAUUUGCUCAGGCUAAACAAGAAUUCUAUAAAUCAAAUCAGGAUCGAUAUGUAUGGUACGAUGGGUAUUGCACAUGGCUGCAUAAUAAACAAAAUUCAGUCGAUGAAUAUCGGCAUGAUGAUAUUCUAACAUAUUAUUGGCGUAACCAAAAUUAUUCUAUUAUAACUAUAUGUUUCGCAAGUAUCAACGAUGAAGGUAGAGUUAUAACAUUAUCAAUCGGCAGUACUGUUCAGGGUAAAAUGAUUCGAAUUCCACUUGGACAGUAUUCGAUUGCUCAGGAUUAUGUCAAAGAAUUACAAGAAACUUUCACUAUGGAACUUAGGAAUCUUCUUCUAUCAAUAUAUAAUAAACAGAAAAGUGGUGCAACAGUAAAAACAAGAUCUUAA
This is a messenger RNA of Rotaria socialis, 2928 nucleotides long. The record is from the annotation of a GenBank genome assembly. NCBI's taxonomy places the organism in Eukaryota, Metazoa, Rotifera, Eurotatoria, Philodinida, Philodinidae.